Falco peregrinus (peregrine falcon) is the source of this 5063-nucleotide messenger RNA. It is a transcript of the gene TRAF1, whose product is annotated as TNF receptor associated factor 1. Gene Ontology annotation, cellular component: cytoplasmic side of plasma membrane; plasma membrane signaling receptor complex. Lineage: Eukaryota; Metazoa; Chordata; Aves; Falconiformes; Falconidae. The transcript is spliced from 11 exons. The coding region runs from base 1311 to 3041 and encodes 576 amino acids. Gene Ontology annotation, biological process: protein K63-linked ubiquitination; tumor necrosis factor-mediated signaling pathway; positive regulation of JNK cascade. The record is from RefSeq and is a predicted model, not a curated record. Gene Ontology annotation, molecular function: tumor necrosis factor receptor binding; ubiquitin protein ligase binding; zinc ion binding.
CUGAGGGGAGACCGCCCGCGGCCUCCCCGGGCGCACGGGCCCGGCCCCCGGGGGGCAGCCGGAGGGUGUGGGGGGGCCCCCGGGGGUGCUGGCCGCCCUCGCUGCCGCCCCUGUGCCCUGCUGAGCCGGGGGUGGCGUGCCCUGGGGCUGCUGUGGUGCCGGGGUUGCCGGUGUCACCGGUGUCAGGCCCCCGCGGGUGGGCUGCUGCCCAGCGGGCUCCGCGGGCACGCCAGAAGCUGGCGGGCAGCUCUGUCUGCCCCCUCCUCAGCCGGGCGGCUGGUCUACCGCCUCCUCACCGGGCACCAGCCCGCCGGCUGUGCCUGUAGUGUCACUGGUUUUUAAUUGACGGUUCUGGGCGGAUGGGGAAGCCCCUGCAGUGGUGCUGCGCUCCCCGGCACACAUCUGGAGAAGCCAAGGGAAUUGGCGAUACCAGGCCACUGAACAUGCUGUUUGUCCAGAGAGGAGUGUGUUAAAUCCAGGGUGUGCCCUGUCCUGUGCCUGGCCUAGGCAGCCUUGUGCUUCAUUUUUUUCAGAGACUUUAUUAGUCAGUGUUGCUUUUGGUAAUACUGAGCUGGGUUAUUGCGUGUCAGUACCAUUACGGGGAAAAAAAUAGAUUUAUAAAGGUGUUAUUGUGAUGAAACUGUAUACGGGCAAAAAAAUGGAUUUAUAAAGGCAUUGUGAUCAAACUAUAUACGGGCAAAAAACCAGAUUUAUAAAGGCAUUACUGUGAUCAAACUGUACCAGGCCCCUGGGUGAAAAGCCUUCCUGAACUUCCCAAGUGACUGUGGAGACACCACAAUCGUUUUUUGUUGCUUUUUCAAAAAUACUCAACUGCACAGCUCUUGGUAACUAAACCUUACACUGAAUGUGCACGACACCUUGGCACAUGUGGCUCAAGGCGUAUCUGGUAAGAGCACAAGCGUUUAAGUACUUUGUGGACUUAAGAUUUCCUUUUUCGUUUCACCAGUAGCUCUGUGACUUCAGGAAAGUCACUGCAAACACAUCAGUUGCUUGGUUUCUGCAUCUGUGAAGCAUAAUCAUGAAUUUUGGCUGCUGGGAAUUGAAGGUGGUUGGGGAUUUACUCUACAGGAAAUAAUUGUGUGUGAUGUGAACUGAUGGGAUUGUAGCUCUAAGAUGAUGGCAAUAUUUACUUCAUCUUCCUACAAGGUAAAAAAACUCUGGAAAGAAAACCCCAGCCCCUUAUUGUAAUAUAUUGUCCAUUUUCAAGUUGUGUUUGAGGGAAAUUUUAAAUCUGUACAGUAAUUUCCUGCAGGUACCUAGUCAAACCCCACUGUGACAUUUAGUCACACAUGUCACUUGUAGACUCGAUUAAACAGAUCGCUAGGUUACUGCACAGUUUACUUCAGAUGGCUGAGAAAACAACCAGAGGCUCGCAGGAUGUCCCUGGCUCUUCUCCUGAUGAGAAUGAAUUUCCUUUCGGAUAUCCCACUAACAUUUGUGAGGAUGCGCCCGAUCAGAAGUACCUGUGCAGCAACUGUAAUAACAUUCUGAAGAAAGCCCUGCAAACGCUCUGCGGCCAUAGGUACUGCUCCGCCUGCCUCUCCUGGAUUGUACGAAACAAUAAAAAUGCAAUUUGCCAGAAAUGUAAAGAGGAAGAUCCCAGCACUUUAGGUGAGGGAAGCCUAUUGGCAGAAGAAAGGGCUUUUGGUGAUGCUGCCAUUAAUAAUGAGAUUUCUGAACUAAAAGUACACUGUGUGACCCUUGGAUGCAGUUGGUCUGGUACCAUGAAAAAUUUUGAAGAGCAUCAGAGUUUAUGUGAAUAUGCUUUAAUCCCUUGUCACACUGGUUGUGGACACAUGGUGAUGAGAAAGAAACUUGCAGAUCAUUUGGAAAAUGGAUGUGUUAAUAAUGUGACAAUGUGUCAGAAGUGUAAGCGGAGCUUAUCCAGCAGUGAAUACCAAGAACAUUCAUGUGAAGACAGUUUAUGUAAGGACCAAAACCCUGUGCAAACAGAAACACCAGCAAAGGAGAAGAACCGCUCUACACCUUUAAUCAACAAGGAUGGAUGUCGUUUUUCUGAAGUAGGCUGUUCAUUUAGGGGAAGCAAAGAGAAGAUAAAGGAGCAUGAAAAAACUGCAGUUGGGGCCCACAUGCUGCUUCUGCUGCAGCACAUUAAGCAACUGAAGGCAAGCUUGUGCACUGCUGCCAAAGCUGCACAUGGUUUCAUCCCACAGCCAAAACUGAAUGUGAAUGGUGCAGGAAAAAGCAUCUCUGAUCUGCAGAUCCCAGUAGGGCUGGAAAUCAACGGGGACCUGGAAGUAGACUGUUUCCCUGGAUCUUCUGUUUCUGAAGAUGAAUCUGUUCUGCAACAACUUGUGAGAGAGAAAGUGAUUUCUGAGCUAGAAAAUAAGCUACAUGUGUUUGAGAAUAUUGUGGCGGUGCUCAAUAAAGAGGUAGAGACUUCUAACUUGGAAAUCACAGCCUUUCGGAGACAGAGUGAACUUGAUCAAAAUAUAAUACGAGGCCUUGAGCUGAAGAUUGCAGAGUUGCACCGGUGCCUGACGCAGAAGGAUGCAGGCCUGAGCAGCCUUCAUAAGAGUCUUCUGUUCUCUGAGCAAGCUUCCUAUGACGGGGUCUUUCUGUGGAAAAUAACAGAUGUUGGCAGGAAGUUACAAGACUCUGUGACUGGAAGAACAGUCAGUUUGUAUUCACCAGCUUUCUACACUGCAAAGUAUGGAUACAAGGUCUGUCUGAGGGUUUAUCUGAAUGGGGACGGGACAGGCAAAGGAACCCACGUGUCCCUGUUCUUUGUUGUCAUGAAAGGAGACUAUGACGCUUUGCUCCCAUGGCCUUUCAGACACAAGGUUACAUUUAUGUUGCUUGACCAAAAUAACAGGGAACAUAUUAUUGAUGCAUUUCGCCCGGACUUGACUUCUGCUUCAUUUCAGAGACCAGUGAAUGAUAUGAAUGUUGCAAGUGGCUGUCCCAUGUUCCUCCCUUUGUCCAAAUUGCAGUCACCUAAAUAUGCCUAUGUGAAAGAAGACACGCUUUUCCUUAAAUGCAUUAUAGAAACAAAUUAGUAUAACUUGAAAUAUGGCUGUCUGGUAAAUCACCCAGUGAAUUUCAUUAGUUUACAAGAAAAAACCCCACACACAUCAGCUUGAGACCUUGUAUUAGUUUUCAUGUGCACACAAAAUCAGAGAGCCUGAGCCUGUGCUCGACUGAGUUAAUUCACAUCAGCUGCAAUCUGCCUGCUCGAGUUAGCUACUGCUGAGCAUGCCGAGUACUUUGCCCAGUGCCCCACGGAGUACGCUACUGCGAGUGAGAACUGUGAUUAUUUCAUCAGCACAGCCGAUACUCCCGCUUUAGAUGUAGGUUACGGUCACCCCCCAACCCCGCAGAUGCACUUGUGGAACAAGGCACCAUUCUUUCUCACACCUGGCCACACCUGGCCCUGGUGUGGGUGUCAUUCUGCCUAGGGAGGGUGGCCCAAGCUCCCUUCUAGCACCCUUGGCUUUGCAGGUUUCUGGGGUGCCAGGGCUGAAGCUGAGCUUUCCACUCCUCCUGCAGCGUGUGCCGCUCCCUUUUCCGGGGGUACGAGGCGAGGACCUGUCAGACUGCGCUGGCUGGCAGCCAUCCUGUGGGAUUUUGGCUGUUCCCCCACCAGGGACAAUGGCAGAUUCCUUCCCCUGAGGCACAGAUCGGGUGUCUCUGUUUGUGCCUAUUGAUGACCUUGAAGGCAGUGAGUUGUGGAUAGCAUUUGUAGCUUGAAUUCCUUAUACUGGAUGAUUUAUUUCUUGCUAUUUAUUUUAGACCUAUAUUUAUGCGCUCUGUAAAAGAGGCGUUCUAUUGCAUCAGCGAUCGGUGACCAAAUUACACUGUGCCUUGGGGAAAUCACCUCUGGUAUUUCAGGAGUUGUUUGACUUUCCCAUUUCAGAUAUUGAGCUCUGAGGGUUGUUAACCCCUGGGAAGUCCAGAGCUGCCAGUCCAGGUCAUGGUAAGGACCCCUCAGUAGCUUUGUUUUAAAGUGUUCUGUUGCUUCCUGAACCUUCAAGGCAAGUGACUUCCUAGAAAGUACUGAUCUUUUUUUUUAUUGCUUAGUUCUUUUUAUGUACUCUGAUGUUUAAGUCUUUUCACAUGCUAAAAUAGAAGUAACUGCUAGAAUUUUUUAUUUUUUUUCAAAAAUAGAGGUAAGGAAUUAAUUUUUUUUAUAAGCAAAUCAAGCUCAGAAAUAUCUGGAUGUGUGUGAAGUUCAAAUGCUAUGCCUUAUUCCCAGAGACCACCGAGCCUCGCCCUCUUUGUUCCCUGCUUAACCACCAGCUAACCAGGAUGAGUGGAGUCGAGCUGGGGUUUGGUGCAGCAGUUUCUGAACUUCCAGCAAACUCGUGUCGCAGCUCAGCUUGAGCUGUUCCGCAGGACGGGUGGGACAGCAGUGGUACCACCAACCCAAGGGCCGAGCUUGCAGACAGAGGCAGGUGUGUACGUACAAGUGAAGGGCCUUUAUGCAGUUCCUUCAUUCAUUUCUCCUUCGUGGUAUCUCCCAAGUCCCAAUUGAAAACACAAAGCCGACAGACCAUGCUGCGCCCACUGCGUGAGAAGGGAAAGGAGAAACUGUCCACUUAUAUUUUGCAAACCAUGGGAAUGGCAGCCGGCGAGCAGAGCUGGUGAAGUGUUGUGUGUUGGGACUAACCUCCAGCCUGACUGCCAGCAUAUGAAGACAUUUGCCAAAUCUCUGAUUUCUAUCUUGACAGCAUCCUUUAAAAUAAUUAGUUGUGAUGAAGUAUCAAAUGUCAAAAAAGCCCCACCCCAUAAAGAAAUACCGAUCAAGUUUGGUUGGGAAGGAACUGAAUAUUCUUUGCUGUCACACACACACAGAGUCUCUCUCUGUCUUUUUCUCUCUUCCAUGUUUAAAAUGUUCUUUCAGGGACAGAAAGUUAUUUUUCCAGUAAUGCCCUAGCCCCCGUAACCACACUGGAGUAAUAACGCCUCAAAAUAUUACACUUGUCGUGGCUGUGUAAUUUUAAGUGCUGUAUUUAUUACAAUCAUUCAUAUUUUCUUACAAUUUUAUUUAUUUCCUAAAUAAAGCUCACUACCUUAAAAAA